GGUGAAGGGGCUGGGCGCGCACGCGCUGCGUCUCUAGGCAACGAGAAAAACAGAGGCCCUCAGAGAGCGCCUGCGCGGCGAGUGGUUGGCAUGGGGUUGGUCUGGUCUGGAAAGCUAAGUGCUGGGGUUUUCCCUGAGCAGGAACGGUCCUCCAGAGCCUCAGGACCUAAUAAGCACCCACAGGAAAUAAUGAGCAUUCACCAAAUGCUUAUUGAAGGAAAGCUCUGUCAGACCCAGCACUUCUGUCCCUAAAAAGUUCAAGAGAAUAGGCUUCAGUCCAGUCCCUGAAUGGCUGGCCUCCAGUUGGCACCAUCUCUGCCUGUGGGCGUUAUGCUUCCAUAUAAUAAGACAGAAGCUCCAGGGCUUCUCUCCACUAAGCAAGAGCCCUGUGAAAAAGGUGACUCUUCUCAGCGGUCCUCCAUCGGGCACCCGAGGAACAAUUUCCAGCAGAAACUUUUGAGCAACAAAGAGUUGACACUGGAUAAUAUCUACACUCACUCCAAAUGGAACACCUGCACGAAAGUCCGGAACUGCUCCUAUCCCCACUGUGUUGGAAUCAGCCAGCAAGAUUUAAGAAGCAAUCCCCAGGGCCAAGCAAAGGGUUUAUUUUACUCAUCAAGUCCUCAGUCCCGGUAUCCCAAAACAGAUAAUCAGGAAUUCAUCUCCUUCACAAAGAAGCGAGUUGGGGUAGACCGGGCAUACCCACUGAAACCCGUGUUCCAUAGGAAGUCUCAUAGUACUGGGGAGGCUGGCAUUGAUGGGGACCAGAAUGCUUCUCCAAGACCCCCUGAGCCAAGAGAGUUUCCGUACAGCAGCUUUGGUUCAAGGAACUGGGUGCAUUCAUCUGUGGUUCGUGCUGUUGCUGCCACACAGGAGGAGAGGGCCAUGCCAAACCCCAACAGAACUGAAUGGGUGCGGAUCCAAAGACUAGAAGCUGUAGGGGAGAGCUUACAGGAGGAAAUCCGAAGAAAAGAGACCCUCCUAAGGGAAAAGCUGAAGAAGACAGAGGAGGAACUCAGAAGGAUCCAGAAAGAAAAGGAACAGGCUAAGGAAAAUGAAAAAAGAGAGCUACAGAGAAUGACACUCCCCAGGAGGAGCGUUAAAGGUAAUAGCAGCACCGCAUACAGACCUGCCUUCUCCCCAGAAUUCGGGUCUGAGGAGGUCUUCAGUAGAGCCAAGGGAGAGGAUGAAAUCUGGGGACGGUCUCAAGAAAAUUCUAGUCCAUUUCAGCUCUCUGACUAUGGAAUACAGAAACUCAAAAGGGAAAGACUGGUGGCUAGCAAUAACAAAAUCCGAGACCUAGUCUCAGAGCCAUCAAAAGAGUGUUCUCAGUCUUCAGAAGGGCUUGGCAGUGCUUGGCAGGGGUCCGCCAGCAAUCCGAGUUUGUCUAGGGCCCCAGACUCCUCGCUUCCCAGCUGUUCCACUGAAGAGCCCGAACUUGGCGAAUGUAGCCACUGCGGACGCAAGUUUCUCUUGCUCAGGCUGGAGAGACACUCCAACGUCUGCAGCAGGAUGCAGGGUUCCAAGAGGAAAGUGUUUGACUCCUCCAGGGCCCGGGCCAAGGGCACAGAACUAGAGCAGUACUUGAACUGGAAGGGAUCGGCCUCAGUCAAGGCUGAACCUCCUCGGAAGAGCAACUGGAGACAGAAGCACGAGUCCUUCAUCCGUACGCUCCGUCAGGCCCGAGAGGUCCAGCAGGUAAUUGCCAAAGGUGGAAACCCCGCAGACUUGCCUCCCAUCCUGCCUGCAGAAAAUCCAGAUUAUAUUCAGUGUCCUCACUGCAGCCGCCACUUUGCUCCCAAGGUGGCCGAGCGGCACAUUCCCAAGUGUAAGACCAUUAAGAACCGGCCUCCACCUCCAAGGAAGCAUUACGGUUGAGCAGACGGCAGUGGGAGCCGCAGAAGGCUCUGCUCUCGUCAGCAGUUAGUGGGAGUAGAACAGUUUGAUGCAAAACAGAACUAAAACUUCCACAUCUCUCAGAUCUGCCUGCACAGCUUACAUCAGUGAGGGGAGCCCCAUCGCUAAGCAGCAGGAGGCUAAAGGAAACCUCAGCUUCCCACGAAAUUACCACCUCAGGCUGGUGCGCCUUGUUACUGGCCUGGGAACGGAUGGACAAAGACUCUCAAUGUAGCGAGCGGCCCACAGUAAAGUUCUCUUCUCGCGAGGCGGGUGUGUGGUUUGUGCUGAGUGCCUGCGUCCGCUGUGCCUUCCUGCCCCUGCCUCUGCGCGUGUGCCUGUGGUUCCUGUUAACUCUUCUUGCUCCUGCAGGAGAAUUCUAA
Messenger RNA from Enhydra lutris kenyoni (northern sea otter), 2279 nucleotides. Its product is annotated as zinc finger C2HC-type containing 1C. Bases 289 to 1878 code for a protein of 529 amino acids. The transcript is spliced from 4 exons. The record is from RefSeq and is a predicted model, not a curated record. NCBI's taxonomy places the organism in Eukaryota, Metazoa, Chordata, Mammalia, Carnivora, Mustelidae.